GUGAGAAGUUUCUGAUCGGUCAGUGAACAAAAAGCAGAAGCAGCUUCAACCAUCAGAGCCUCGACAUGAACGUCAGGUACACUUUGAUCUGCAGCUUCUUCCUCUCUGUUGGCAGUGCAAAGAUCCUCGUCUACUCAGCUAAUGAAGGAGGAAACAUCACCGUCCAAUGCUCCCUCUCGUCUAUUCAAAGCAGAAAGUUCUUCUGUCUGGACAAAUGUACAGCAGCAGAUAUUCUCAUUGAAACGACAGAGAACUCAGCGAGGAUUGGCCGAUACAGCAUCAACUAUCAGAAUCAAGGUUAUCAAAAAGUUCUGUCAGUGACCAUCACACAGCUGAGCAAGUCUGACUCUGGAACGUACCAGUGUGGCAGCGGCACAUUUCCCAGGAUGGAGAAGUUACAGAUCAUCGUCACUGAUGUUUAUCUGGACAGAAGCUCUGAAGUGAAACCGCUCUAUAAAAGAAGUGGAGAGAACGUCACUGUUGAAUGUGCCUUCACUAACCCUGGAACAAUGAAAACCUUCUACAGAGAAGAAGGUGGAGAGAAAAUGAACAUGCUCGUCCAAACCACUGGUGACAAACAUCACAGAGGCAGAUACAGCAUCGUCUUUAUAACCGGCUCCAAAAGAAAAGGAUUCGUGUUUGUGACCAUCACAGACCUCGUCACGUCUGACUCAGGACGGUACAGAUGUUCUGUGGGCGGAGAAUCAUACAGACACUUUGACGUCAUUGUCAGAGAUGAAUCCACAAGUUCACCAGCUUCACCUGAAACAACCAAACCGUCCGAGACACAGCCGGUGGAGACGACAGGGGCUGAUGCGUCGUUCUCGACCAACGACGUGAUGCUGCCUGUGGGACUGACGCUGGUCGUCAUGGUUGUCCUGUUAUCAGGGGCUGCACUGAUAUUCUGCAGAAACAGGACUAACAAACCCAGAGAACCUCCCGUGGAGCCACGUCGUGCUUCUGUCCCUGAGCCCGGCUCAGUGUACGAGGAAAUCAGAGGCGAGGGCCGAGCUCCUCCUGCUGCGGAAAUCUGUCCAGUUUACUCCAACGUCACGUACAACACAACACAACCAGUCGGAGCCGGUGAGGACGACAACUCUGUCUCUGCUGCUGCUUCUCAACACGAAGCUGACGACAGAUCAGGUUCACUCACCUACACUCAGGUGAAUUUUCUCAACCCGACCGCUCGCUCUGCCAACAGCGCCCCCUCUGGUAACUGUGAUGAGGUUGUUUAUUCCGUCGUUCAGAAGAUGACCUGACUCUGGCCACUCCUCUCUCAUCGGACGACAGGAUGUCCGACAAGCUCCGGAGAGUAAUCUGAAGUUUGUGUGAACUUUUUUCUCAGGAUUAUUUUAGUUAAAUAUUAUUUAAGUCGACAUUGUUUUAUUUAAGUUUAUUCUCGUUCUGUUCUUUUUGCUCAAGAGCGUCAGGAUUCAAAUAUUUAGCUCAAAUCAAGAAUAAUAAAUGUGAAGUACUACUUCCUGUGUGAUGUGGUCAUGUCUCGUACUUGUGAAAGUUCUGUUGCAGGUCAGUGGAAACGCGA
Molecule: messenger RNA, 1543 nt
Organism: Paralichthys olivaceus (Japanese flounder)
Lineage: Eukaryota; Metazoa; Chordata; Actinopteri; Pleuronectiformes; Paralichthyidae
Product: polymeric immunoglobulin receptor-like
Cellular component (GO): plasma membrane
Molecular function (GO): transmembrane signaling receptor activity
Source: RefSeq, a predicted model, not a curated record